UUUAUUAUAGAGUGCAUCCUUUUGACUUUUUGCACGACUGUCAUUGUCCAAACAGGAAGAACUUUUAGUGACGGAGGGAGGGUGUAUUAUUCUUUUCUUGCCUAGUUGGCUUUGGUGUUUAUGUCAAACCACCUGGAUGUUCACUCAACUCUCUAGAUUCCCUUAACGAAUUAGUAGAAUAGGAAUUUAAAAAAUAAAAUAAAAUUAAAAGACAACAGAAUUAGCAGCCUGUAUUAGCUAAAGGAACAAGUGACUAAAACAUUGGAGUAUGUAGCUUACAUAAAUAGAGCCUUCUGGCAAGACCCACAUUUAGGUAUGGCCUAUUGAUGCAGUUCCAAUUUUUGUAUAGAGUAUAGACUCUAUGCACAUACUCUGUAUUAAGGGAAUAUGACAAAUAUGUUGAGAGGAUUGGUGCAUCAAAGAUGUGCUAGCAUCAGAGUGAUAGGUGUACAUUUUUUUUUUUCAGUUUUUUUUUUUUUUUUCUUAAAUAAAAACCAAGGAAAACAUUUUAAAAUGGGAAAGAGGGGGUAAUUUGCAGAGAGAGCAUUUGAUAUAUUAACUUAUGUUUUACAGUUGUAAGUUCUUUUGAGAUACUGUACACCUUUCUUCAAUACAUAACCUUUCACUUCUGAAUCUAGUAAAGAGAAUUUGUAGGAAGAAUCUAUGGAAAAGGUUUACUGCAGCAUAUUAGUAAGAAGAGUAUUGAACUUUUGUUUUUCCGUUUUCCAAAUUUGGCAAUUAAUUCUUUGCAGGAAUUUAAAGGCAGCUGGAUACUGGUGCAUCCAGAUUUUAUGGCUGGAAAUAAGAAUUUUUACAUGCGAAGGAGAAAAAUUGAAUGGCUUAAAAUUUUUGACUCUAUUCUUCUUAAGAAUCUGGUUCUGGGAUAAUGUAGGGGAUGCCAGGUUCACUUUACCCUUUCUUCCGGUCUAGCUUCCCAAAAUCUAAGUAGAAGUUACUUUUCUGUUUUGGGGUUCCAUAUCAACUCAUUCAGCUGGCCAAUGAAGGAAGCAAUCAACCAAAGCUGUCUUCUUUCUUUGCUUUGAAACGAAAUCCAGUCAAUCAAGGUGUUCUGUCUGAUUCAGCUUGUAUGCUGCAAGCUGAAGCAGAUGCUGAAGCUUCAGAAGUGAAGGAUGAUGUUGUGCUUGAUCAUGCCUCUUCUGAUUUGGAUGAGUUGUCUGAAUGUUCUAGGCAAAGUGACAAGGAGAUAGAAGACGAUGGAUGUAAGAAAACUGGUACAGCUGAUUCAGAGCAAUUUAUUGAAGAAGAUGAAUUCUCCCAACCAGAGAAGUCAGUCACCUCUAAAGACAAAGUCGAUAUUAGUCCCACCAGUCAUCAUGACUCAUAUGAAAAGCCUAGUGGGGAAUCAUCUGGUUCACUGGCUGGGGGACCUUCCUGCCGCCGUCAUUCAACCCUUGAGGACCCGAAUUUUGUUGAAAACUAUUUUAAGAGUUCAAGGUUGCAUUUCAUUGGAACUUGGAGGAACCGGUACCGUAAGCGAUUUGCCUGCCUUUCCAAUAAAACUAAGCAAAAAAGCUUUGAUGUUAAUGCUGCUUCUACUUCUCAGAAAACUAUGAUCAUCCAUAUGGACAUGGACUGCUUUUUUGUGGCUGUUGUUAUCAGGAACCGUCCAGAUUUGAUGGACAAGCCUGUAGCAGUGUGCCAUUCAGACAGUGCUAGAGGAACUGCUGAAAUCUCUUCUGCUAAUUAUCCUGCUCGAGACUAUGGAGUGAAAGCUGGAAUGUUUGUUAGAGAUGCGAAGGCUCGUUGUCCUCAUCUAGAAAUCAUACCUUACAACUUUGAAGCUUAUGAAGAGGUAGCUGACCAAUUCUACAACAUCUUGCACAAACACUGCGAUAAAGUGCAGGCAGUAAGUUGUGAUGAAGCAUUUCUGGAUAUCACUAACUCAGACGUGGCAGAGCCGGAGCUUUUAGUUUCCGAAAUAAGACAAGAGAUCUUUGAAACAACAGGUUGCACGGCUAGUGCAGGCAUUGCUGCAAAUAUGCUUAUGGCUCGUCUUGCCACUAGAACUGCCAAACCAGACGGUCAAUGCUACAUUUCUCCAGAGAAGGUUGAUGAGUAUCUGUUACAACUCCCUAUAAAGACACUUCCAGGUAUUGGACAUGUCUUGGAGCAAAAGCUAAAAAAUAAAGGAGUUCAGACCUGUGGCCAAUUGCGAAUGUUUUCUAAGGAGUCUUUACAGAGGGACUUUGGAACAAAAACUGGUGAAAUGUUGUGGAAUUACUGCAGAGGUGUUGAUAAGCGGCUAGUUGGAGUCAUUCAGGAAAGCAAGUCGAUUGGUGCUGAUGUAAACUGGGGUGUGCGCUUCAAGGAUAUAAAAGAUAGUGAACACUUCCUUUCUAGUCUGUGCAAGGAGGUUUCUUUGCGCUUGCAGGGAUGUGGAUUACAAGGGCGUACCUUUACGCUCAAGAUUAAGAAGCGUAGAAAAGAUGCUGGGGAGCCAACAAAAUACAUGGGUCAUGGGGCUUGUGAAAAUCUUAGUCACUCUACGACAGUUCCUGUUGCAACUGAUGAUGUUGACAUUCUUCAAAGGAUAACAAUACAGCUAUUUGGAUCAUUUCACAUAGAUGUCAAAGAUAUUCGAGGAAUCGGAUUACAAGUGACCAAGUUGGAGAGUAAUGAUACUAUGAGACAAGGGCAAGAAAGAAAUUUUCUAAGGUCGUGGCUUGGAUCUGGCACAACGAACUCUACAGAACACCGCAACAUGCGUGAUACAGGCCAAGCUUAUCUUGAGUCUGUUGGACCUUCAGCGACAAGUUCAAAUCCUUCGUACCAUGAAUCUCGCUCAAAUCCAGUUGCAGUGCUGCCGUCAUUGGGUGAUCUUUAUCUGGGUGUUAUUGAGAGCUUGCCCCCAGAGUUGUUUAAAGAGUUUAAUGAUAUGUAUGGAGGGAGGUUGACUGAUCUCAUAUCCAAAAUUAAGGACAAAGACCUAUAUCAGAGUGUGUCUGCUAUGUCUGUAAAGAAAGUUGAAGGUGAAUUCUGCAACAAACAGGAAAUUCAUGCUUCUGCUGCUGUGCAAAUUAACAACAUUAAGGAGGACAAGGCUGGGUGCUCCGAGAAUCAGGAAAAAGAGGCUGGGUGUUCCAAGAAUCAGGAGAAAGAGGCAUUGCCUACUAUUGGCACAGUAACUGCAGUUAUCCCCAAUUCUGUGGUGGAAUCAGAAGUUGUUGAUUUAAUGCCUUAUUCAUUAAGCCAAGUGGACAUGUCUAUACUACACCAGUUACCUGAGGAACUGAGAGCAGAUAUAGUUGGGGUACUUCCUGCCCAUCGAAGGCCAAAUGGUUUACCUGAGUCUUGCAAAGUUUCCGAGGUAGCGCAGGAAAUGGGACAUGGCAAGGAUAAUACUGGAUCCGUGGAAUGUGCUAAAGAUAAUAAUCUCUGGGUUGGAAGUCCUCCUUGUUGGGUCCAUAAGUUCAAAGUCAGCAAUUGCUUGAUGUUGAACAUUCUUGCAGAGAUGUUUCUCAGGUCAGGGUCUACUGGGUUGUUGUCCUCUACACUGCAGUGCUGUCUCUCAGGAUUUCAGAUAUAUAGUGAUGCCACUGGUGAUGUGGCUAAGGAAGCUUCGCAUAACUUAUGUGAGCUUCUGAGGCAGUAUGUUCAGCUGAAGCUGGAGGAAGACAUUGAGGAAAUCUAUGUUUGUUUUCGUCUUUUAAAAAGGUUGACAUUGGAAUCAAAGGCUUUUAAACAUGCAUAUGACGCUGUCUUGCCUUAUCUCCAGGCUUGUAUUAAUGAAAGCUACGGAGGACACUUGGAUUUGCCUGCGAUGGGUUAGAUGUCUCUGGCCGUUCUUUCCAUUCAUGGAUUAACCUUGUUUCCUUCCAAUGAUUGGAACCACUCGCUGUGAGUCAACAUACAUUGUUCUUCUCUUCAUCCCGUGGGAGGACGUUGAUUGAGGAUAUGCUCAUGCCGUAAUGCAAUGGCAGUGACUGUGCAUCCGUGUAUUUUCCGAGUUUGAAGUUAUACAACCUCUGUUGAAAACAGUGGAUUCUUAAAAGGUGACAUUAGACCACAAUGGAACACAUUGGGCUGAACACUAGAACUUAUGCCCGACGCAGAGCAUGAGGAUAUUUAUCAUCAAUUUGAUGAUGAUGCUUGAAACCCAAGCUGUAGCUGCAUGUGUAAAUUUCUGACCCCUAGUCUUAAUUGCAAGAUUAUGGUAAUGCAUCCCAAGCAUAUUGGCUGUUAAAAAAAUGAUGCAACAUUGUCUAUCCCAAAGUUGAUGAUAUGGCAUAAACUUGGUUCUCCCGCAGCACCGCUUGUGGAUACAUGUACAGCUUGGAAACAGAGUGGAUGUUGAUAUUUCCGAAACCUUCUCACUCGUACUAGUAUCUUGAAUUCCUCAGGAAUCAUGUCACAGCCGGGUUAGUCAAAGCUUAUUGCUGGAAAGUAUGUCUGUAUAUCAGCAUAUGUAGAUGAUGAUAUUAUGAAACAGCUGAGCACCUUCCUUUUAUCUCCUUUCUAAUAAUGUAUUACAUUGACCAUCUAUUACCACUUCAUUACGUGGGAAAUAGGUUUUCUAAUGUUGUAUGUUAUUGAUGUUUUGACAAUAGUUGAGAAUUUUAAGGUGCACAAGCACAACAAAAUUAAUGGUGACUUGUUCAAAUUAAGUACAUUGACUGCAAACAAAAUCUUAAUUCAAUUCAAUUUUUUUGA
Messenger RNA from Chenopodium quinoa (quinoa), 4671 nucleotides. RefSeq names its product DNA repair protein REV1-like. Gene Ontology annotation, cellular component: nucleus. Gene Ontology annotation, biological process: error-prone translesion synthesis; error-free translesion synthesis. Lineage: Eukaryota; Viridiplantae; Streptophyta; Magnoliopsida; Caryophyllales; Amaranthaceae. Bases 1088 to 3790 code for a protein of 900 amino acids. Gene Ontology annotation, molecular function: deoxycytidyl transferase activity; damaged DNA binding; DNA-directed DNA polymerase activity. The transcript has 23 exons. The record is from RefSeq and is a predicted model, not a curated record.